UAUCAUGGUUGGUGAAGAAGAAGGCCAACAAGGCUGUAGGAGACCCUUGGUGACAUGGACUGGCACAUUAGCCAUAAUGAUGGAAUCUAAAUUGCUGGCACUUGUGAGGAUGACACAGGACCUGGCAACCUUUAGUUCUGUGGUACCUAAGUUCACCAUUAGUCGGAGUCACCUCAAUGGCAGCUAGCAAAAAAUUACUGUUUGAGAGGAGAACUGAGAUAUGAACUUGAUACAAUAUACCAAAUGUUAAAAUGUUCAAAGAUCUCAUGUUUACUAUGAAAGAAUAGGAAUUGAAAAUACAACUUUCAAAUAGCUAGAAGGAAAAGGAAAGUAAGAGAAAUUUUAUCAUUCCAAUAAAAAAAUAAACAGGAAAGGCAGAAUAAAAAAAAAAAAAAGAACAGUGAAUAUGAAGUAUAAUACGGGAAUUAUGUCUAAAUGUAUGAGUAAUAGCAAGAAAAAGGGAUUAAUACCUAAGGAAAAAACAUGUACACUCAGCUUAGACUUGCAAAUCCAGCCAUAUCUUAUUUAUAAAACAAAAUCAAAACAUAAUGACAGAAACUUUUAAAUGAUGUAAAUGAAGAAAUUUCUACUUUUUAAAAAAAAAAAUUUUUUUUUUUAAUGACUACAGGAAUAACCCUCUGCCAGAUACUGCUGAUACAGAAAGGAUUAAGAAAAGAUUCCUUGCAGUCUGGUGAGAGAAACAGCCCAGUUAACAGAUCAGUUAUCAAUUGCUCUAUAACAAAUGACCCAAAAAUGAAGUGCCUUAAAAGAACAAGCAGUUACUUCGCUCACAGUUUUGCAGGUUGGCAGUUUGGGGUUCUUCUGGUCUGGGGCAGACUCAGCCGCUCUCGGAUGGGCUCCCUCAUGUAUCUGGAAUCAGCCACCAUGUCAGCUGGCGGGCAGAGGGUGUGAAAUCUUCUCAGCUGGAUUCUCUCUCUAAUGGUCUCUUGUCAUUUAUUAGGGUGGCCUGGGCUGUUCCCAUGGAUUCUCAGUGUUUGAAGAGCAGCAAGAGGGCAAGGAGGAGCCCUGGUGGUGCAGUGGUUAAGGGCUCAGCUGCUGAAGGAAAGUGGCUCCAAGGGAGAAGCAUGUGGACAGGCCAAGAGGCUUCACAGGGUUUAGAGUCAGGAGGUCAAGAGAGAGUGGCCUAGACACCACCACUGAGUGAUGGUACCUCCAGGCAACAGACCAAAAACUCCAUUCUGCACAGAUGGCUACGAAGGGUGAGUCUUUUGGAAGAGUCUUCUGUUAUUUAAUCAAUAGAUAUAUAUUGAGUAUCUCCUAUGGGUGGGGCUCUGUCUCACUUUCUGGGACUGCCAAAAAUAAGGCAGAUACCAUCUUUGUCCCCAAGUUAUUUACAACCCAUUUGGAAGACAAAAAUUGGAAAAUGAGCACCUCCUAUGACUCAGUGCUAUGAUGGAGGAUUACUAGGUGCUCUGAAUACAUAAAGCAGGAGCACAGACUGGGUACCUUGGAGGAGGAACCAGUCAACAGGAAGGGAGAGAACGUCUACUAGUCAGAGGGAACAGCCUGUGUGAAGCCUAAGUGGCAAAGGAGGCCUGAGAGGUGUUCAGAGUGGACAUUGUGUUUCUAGAGCUGGAGAGAUUUGAUUCAGGCCAGAGAAGAGGUUUGGGAGAAACAGCAACUCAUUAUACUCUUCUAUUCCCUCAACUCACAGUUUCCUUCCUCUUGGAUAUUGACUUCUUUAAGUGAACAUUGCAAUUCAUUUUUAAGAUAUAAUUUCCCUCCUCCCAGCCUCCUAGCCUCUCCCACAACAGUUGCCAUAUUUUUUCCUAGUGCGCUGUUUAGAUUCAAACUGGGCCCUCGGAACUGAGCGAUGUCAGCGAUGAUGUCACACAAGGGUUACUGGAAGCCUUGGUGCUCACUCAGAUCCUAACUGCUCUUUGGAGAGGUUGUGGCUCUGAGGUCUCCUGUGGGAGAGCGACUUUGGAUACCAAAUUACAAACGGUUCUGCCUAAAUCAAGGUCCCCAACUUGUGAGAAUUUGGGACAUCAUCUCUACGUGGGAGGAGGAGAAACAUCUUGCCGGUGACCAUCCUUCGUGGUUCAUCUUCACCCAGCCAGAAUGGAGCGGCAAUACAUGAGGAAGAGGCCUUUCUCUAAGGCCCGAGAGGUCUCUAUCCAAGAGGAAAAUGCCCAAGAGUCAACAACAUCCCAAGAAAAAAGUCAAAGCUCCAGGCACAGGAAGAUUCCAAAACAAUCUGAGAACUCUUCUCCUUUAUCUUCCACCGAGCAGACCUCUCAUUCCUCCAGUUACGGGGCUGCCCCAGGAAAGCGAUGGGUCAGGUGCGCAUAUUUCACCAAGGUGCGCACGGUCAAGGGGGUAGCGGUCGCCUGGCAGACCAAAACCUCCUUUGCACCCGUGGGCAAGAUGCCCCAGGUCUUUGAGGCCGAGCUCUCUGAGGAGAGCACCAUCGGCUCUGCCCCCAGUCUGGCCAACACUAAGUCCCUGGUCAGCAACCUGGAGCCCUGGCAGGAGGGGCCUCAGACCUGUACCCAGAAGCCCACUGAUCAAGGGGAGGAGCAUGGGGAGAGACCCCGCCCAACCACCCCGGAGUGGCUGGUGACCCGUGAGUGCGGCUUCCGCUGCGUGGCCUGCUGCCGUGUGUUCGAGUCCCGUGACGCCCUCGUGGCCCACGCGGAGCAUGGUGUGACUCAGGGCUUCAGCUGCCGGGUCUUCUUUGAAGAGCUGCUGGAGAGGCGGCUGCCACGCUCAGUCCAGCGAAGGCCCAGACGCUGCCACCAGCUGGCCAGGCGUUGCCUGAUGGCCGCCAAGAAGAGGGAGGUGAGGGAGAAGACAGCAGUCUGCAGGCGCCUCGAGGAACAGCUGGAGAAGCAGAGAGAAGAACUGAAGAGGCUGAGGCACCAGCUGGACAGGCUGCAGAGGCAGGAGACCAGGCUGCAGAAGGCGCAGGCGCACCACCGAGGCCAGAGGGGAAAGCGCCUGAAGACGUGCUAGAACCCCGGGACUAGGAGGAGCAGGGCCUUUGGGCUGGAAACGUGGGCCCUUCAGGAGAGACCUCCAUUCAGGUUUGUUUAACCCAGCUCCCCUGGAAGAUCAUACCCUCCUUCCACUGUGACCCCAACCCUCCCAACCCAAGCGCACAGAGAACUCCAGCCCUAAGGGGGAUCUGGAUGGAAGAAGCCCCAGAUACCUGACCGCAGACACCAGGUCCCCUCAGAGGCUCCCCUGGCCCAGGAGAGGACAGGACAGGCCUCAUCUGGAUGGUGAGAUCUUGGGACCCUAAGGAUGAGCGCAGCAUAAAUAGGGAAAGGGAAAGGGGAUUUCAGUGGGACCUGGGAGGAUUGGGGGGGGCCCU
Molecule: messenger RNA, 3337 nt
Organism: Loxodonta africana (African savanna elephant)
Lineage: Eukaryota; Metazoa; Chordata; Mammalia; Proboscidea; Elephantidae
Product: protein FAM170B-like
Exons: 3
Coding region: 2083-2976 (297 amino acids)
Biological process (GO): fertilization
Cellular component (GO): acrosomal vesicle
Source: RefSeq, a predicted model, not a curated record